AUGUUUUACGGUAUUAUUAUGGAUACUAUUCGAGAUGGUAUUGUUGGUUCAUAUGGAUUAGUUAUGUGGAAACGUAUUGUCAAGGAAAUUAAUUUACCAUCAGAAACAUUUGAACUUUAUUCACGAUAUGAUGAUAAAAUACUACAGAAUAUUUGUGAUUGUAUGGUAGAAAUUUUAAAUGAUGGUUCACGUGAUGAAUAUUUGCAAUUUUUUGGUGAAAAUUUUAUUCGCUAUUUUUAUAGAUACGGUUUUAAUAAGAUACUUCGAGUAGCUGGACGAAAUUUACGUGAUUUUCUUUUUGCUAUUGAUCAAUUACAUGAUUCAAAUCGAUUUACAUUUCCACAAAUGCAACAUCCUUUAUUUCAUGUUACAGAAGAAAAUGAAAAUGGAGUUAUACUUAAUUAUAAAAGUGUACGUUAUGGACUAGCUCAUUUUGCUAUCGGUGGUCUUAAAGCUGCAGCUUCAUUACUAUUUAAUGAAAACGAUCUUGAUGUAACUAUACAGCAUGAUUUUUCAAAUAAUCAAUAUUCAGAUAUUGUUUUUUGUGUACAUUUUGAUAAUAAAAAACAUCAAGUAAAACGAUUGUUUAACGUGCCAUCUUUGCCUCCUGUAAAAUCGAAAACUUUCUUUAGAAUAUUUCCUUUUUCAAUUCUUAUGGAUUCAACACUACGUAUUCAUCGUUUUGGUAAAAAUAUUCAAAAAGCUUUUCCUGAUGAUAUUUCUUUGAUUGGAAGACCACUUGAUGAAGUUUUUCGACUUAUUCGACCUGAUAUUCAUGUUGAAUGGGAUAGAGUCCUUUCUUAUAGUCGACAUAUGGUAUUUUUAAUGGAAAGUCGAUUACCAUUACGAUCUGGAUCAUCAGGCAAAAUUCAAUUGCAAGGUCAAAUGAAAUAUUUAGAAUAUGAAAAUAUGCUAUGGUUUCUAUGUCAUCCUGUUUUAGGAAGUGCAAAUGAUAUGAUAUCAGCUGGUUUACACUUAAAUGAUUUAAAUUUAUUCGAUAAUACAAGUGAUAUAUUAAUUACAGGUAUACAACAGGAACAUGAACUGGAAAUAACUAAAUAUAAACAACAUGUAUGGAUGAAAAAAGAGCCGGGUUUACGACAUAAAUUAAAUGUAUGCCAUGAAAAAAAUCAAGCAUUAUUACAUUCAACUAUGCCGAAACAUAUCACGCUAUUACUUCAGUCUGGUUUACAAGGAAAUAGUAUCUGCGAGUGUCAACCUUUUGUAACGAUAAUGUUCAUAGAUGUGAUGGAUAUGAAAACAUUAAGUGAUCAUCUUGAUGCUGCUCAUACUAUUACAUGUCUUAAUGAAGUUAUUGUUUUAUUUGAUACAAUAGCCGAUAAAUUUGAUGUAUUCAAAGUCGAAAUAAAAGCGGAUGGAAGUUAUAUGUUGGUUUCUGGUAUACAUGAUCAAUCACACUUAGUUCAAGAACAGAACAGAUCACAAAUAUUAUCAAAGAUAUCAAUCAAUGAAGAAGAAAAAUUUAAUAGAAAUUCAUUGGGACUUAAUCCAACUGAAAUUAUUGCCGAAUUAUCACUUGAAUUUUUACAUGCUAGUGAACAUAUUCAUAAUCCUGUUACCAAGAAACCAUUUCAUCUUAAACUUGGAUUUCAUUCAGGUACGGCUAUAGGUGGUAUUGUUGGUACACGUAAUUAUCAAUACUGUUUAUUCGGUGAUACUGUUAGUAUUGCAAGUCAAAUUACAGCUACUAGUGAAAUUGGUCGAAUACAUUUCAGUCAAAUGGCAUACAGUCAUCUGGUAGCAAACAACUGUUUUAAAAUUGAAUAUCGAGGACAAGUAGAUAUUAAAGGUAGCGGUCCAACUGAUACAUAUUGGUUGACAGGUUUAAAUGAAAAAUCAUGUACUACAAAAAUUAAUAAAAAUCAAACAAUAUUCAAAUGUCCAUUUAGUAUUCAAAAUUUAGUAUUAAAAUAA
Adineta steineri is the source of this 1935-nucleotide messenger RNA. The record is from the annotation of a GenBank genome assembly. Lineage: Eukaryota; Metazoa; Rotifera; Eurotatoria; Adinetida; Adinetidae.